Molecule: messenger RNA, 1275 nt
Organism: Kwoniella mangroviensis CBS 8507
Lineage: Eukaryota; Fungi; Basidiomycota; Tremellomycetes; Tremellales; Cryptococcaceae
Exons: 2
Coding region: 1-1275 (424 amino acids)
Biological process (GO): regulation of DNA-templated transcription
Molecular function (GO): DNA-binding transcription factor activity
Source: RefSeq, a predicted model, not a curated record
AUGACAAACGCAGUAGCCUCAUCAUCCAAACGACCCGCACCUUCAUCGUCAUCCUCACCUAGCGGCAACAAGGCCAAAAAACCCAGACCCUCCACGUCGACUGUCGAUGAAGAAAACGACGAUGAAGAUGAUGGUGAAGAGAUAACUGGAGAUAUGGAUGAUGAGAUGAAAGCUAGGAUAGCGAGGAAGGAGGCGAGGACCAUCCGUAAUAGAGAGUCAGCCCAACGGUCACGUAAUCAACGUAAAGCCCACUUGGCAAACUUGGAAAGACGAGUCAUCGAGCUUGAAGCUGAAAACCGAGCUUUGAAAGGUGAUUCACCCGCCUCAGCAACAACACCCACUUCGGCUUUCAGAGAGGCGUCGCCCGCUCAAAGUGUCAUCUCACUGGCGAAUGAUCUUGGUAUCCCAACCGAAUUGGUUAAUGGGACAGGAGUGAAAUUGUCAAAUGUCGCUCCACCACCUGCUGAUUUGGGUAUCAACGAUAUGGAAGAAGAUGUCAAACCCGUCAUUAAUCAUACACCUUCACCAGUCCAUGAGAUCGUUCAACAACAAACCGUUCUCCCCAUGUCGGUCGAGAACAUCGAGAUCAACCAGUUGAAAGCUGAAAAUGCAGCUCUUCGAGAACGUGUAUCUCUCUUGGAGAACCUCGUCAAACAGGUAGUGGCAGUCGCCAACUUCUCUGGAUUACAAUCUUCCUCCACCUCUUCCCAGGAUAUCAAACCCGCCGUCAAUACCAUUGUCGAACAGCCAUCCAUUGAGAUUAUCUCACCCACCACAUCGAACAAUAUCGAUUGGGCGUCAUUCAUCUCUGCUCCAGUCGUUAUACCACCACGCACUACGGCAGGUUUAGACUCCACUCUUUCUCCACCUUUAUACCCAAGCACUCUUACCGAUAUCGCAUCUCGACCCCAAUCCGGAACUUACGGUCACUCGUUGAAUGUUAAUGUUGUUUCAAACGGAUCGAACCCCGUCGCUCGCCACCCAGCAGAGGUGGCGACCAUGUCAUCUGCUUCUUCCUUCUCACAGGGAGUGGAGGAUGACAAGGCCCUGCAGCGGGCGAGGGGGAACCAUUCGAUCAGUUCAACCAACAACACCAACACCACAACCAGUACAGUGAUAAUCGAGGAGAGAAUCCGUUUAGUAGCGAGAUUGGUAAUAGCUUUGGCUCAACAGAGAGGAUGGAUAACCCAAUCUUCAACAGUGGCAACGUACCCAAUAACAUGUGGAAUGGACAAACCGAAAACGUAUCUUGGGAAAAUGAAAUCAGCUCGUUAA